Messenger RNA from Symbiodinium necroappetens, 1677 nucleotides. The record is from the annotation of a GenBank genome assembly. Lineage: Eukaryota; Dinophyceae; Suessiales; Symbiodiniaceae.
AUGUUGACAUCGUGGAUUCUCCUAGGGCUCGCUGUGCCUGCAGCGGCGCAGGUGAACCGAUCUUCUCACUUUCUGGGCAAGCAGAAGGUGGCUGCGAGCUCCGAAAGCCUACGCUGUGGUGGACUCGAUCUACCGGAGAACGCAGGAUGCAAGGAAGUGGUGGAGUGGGCAGCCGGUGGAGGCAAGUGGGACAGCGCGGCAGGCGGCUGGUACAAAGGCAUGCCGACGAUCACCGGCGUCAGCCACGAGCAGGGCAACUUGCAGGAUUUCCAGCGGCUUUACUACUGCUCACCGCCUGGGGACUCCUUCUGUGGCCUGCCGCCCUGCACGGGAUGCAGCAAUCCGCCUUGCAGCGAUUGCUUCGCAGGCAACCAGCUAUAUUCCAGCCUUCGCCCUGGUUGCGAUGGGAAUGACAAGGGUGUUGGGUGCGUUCCGCCGAAGACUGCCUUGGGAUACAAGGGUCAGCAUUGGCCAACCACGGUUAUCCACGGCACCCAAGAGAUGCACAUCUUUGCUAUUGGCGACUGGGGUGGCAUGGAUGGCUCGCUAGACCCGCCAGAGGGCCGCAAGACCAUCGUCGCUUACGAUUGGGGACGCCGGCCCGGUCCCAGCGUCUUCCCCAGGAGCCGCUGGAACAAGAUGCACACUGUGCAGUUCUGCGACCAUAAGCAGUUCGUGGAAUGCUUUAACACCCGCGGCCAGGCUCCAUGUGCCCCAGAGUGUGGCUAUGUGGCAGGCGUAGAUGAUCAGCCCCAGCUUCUGGUAGCCAAUGCCUUUAAAGCCCGUGCUGCGCUCGUCGACCCACAGUAUAUCCUCAACGUAGGUGACAACUUCUACUGGGGUGGUAUUGAGAAGACAUGUGGGAGUCCGAUGGAUCAGAUCUCGUACCCGACGAAGCACCAGUUCGAUCAAAUCUUCGAAGGCGUCUAUCAAGGGGCCGGCCUGACCAACAAGCCCUGGUUCAGCGUGUUGGGCAACCAUGAUUGGGGAGGCUUCAAGUUCGACAACGGCUGGGAUCAGCAGAUCUCCUACACCUGGGCUAGCAACCGCUGGGUCAUGCCCGCGCCGUACUACAAGACCUCCGUCGUGUACGCAGAUCUCGGCUUCGACGUAGACUACUUUUUCUUGGACUCCAACUUCAUCGAUGCCAUGCCACCAGAGGAGGACCCCAACCACAACAUGUGCAGUCGAAAGAACAACAAGCCCUCCGCCUCCUGCGCCGCAGCGGAUGGCCCCGAGUCCGUGGAUGCGUGCCCGGGCUGGUUCGCGUCGCUUUGGGCUGAGCAGAAGCCAUGGGUCACGCAACUCAUGGGACAGAGUAAGGCGAACUGGCAGAUUGUCGUCACGCACUUCCCCUGCGGACAUGAGCAGGACUUCUACAAGUCUUUGCAGGGCCUCGGGAUGGACCUGCUUGUGACAGGGCACCGGCAUGAUCAGGAGCUCUGGCUCCCGGAUGAUUACGCCAAGAACCACAUGGGCGUAACAUGCAUCGUGACCGGCGGUGGUGGCGGCAUCACAUCCGAGGCCACACCGAAUCCUGAGGAGACUGAGGACUGGUACGGCGAGGCGCAGUAUGGUUUCUAUGACCUCACCAUCAGCAAGUCGGAGAUUUUGAUUGAGUCCAUCAACUACGAUGGCGAAGUGCUGUUAACGCACACCGUGCACCCAUCGCGCUGA